CUUCAAACAUCCCCACUCACUGUUCAGUGCAAACAGCACCAUGACGCUUGUGUUCCUAGCAGCGUUAGUGGUUUUAGCUCCAGCGCUAUAUUUUGGAUAUCUCGUUUACAAACAUAAGGAUGUGAAACUACCAGGACCGACGCCAUAUCCUUUUUAUGGCUUGAAAUCGCCUACGGAUAUCUAUGGAUUAUUCAAGAUGUAUUGCGAGCUCACGCAGAAAUAUGGAAAAACUUUCAAAAUGUACUUAGGAAGCACUCUACACGUGGUAACAACCGACGCAACAUUUCUAGAGGAUCUCUUGAGAUCGAAUGUCCACAUCACAAAAUCGCAUAUAUAUGACAUGACUAGACCAUGGAUUGGCGAUGGACUACUCAAUAGUGUAGGUAUGAAAUGGAAGCAAAGAAGGAAGAUGUUGACUCCUUCAGUGCACUUUUCAGUAGUAUCCAGCUAUCUUCCUAUUUUCAAAAGAUCUGCUGAAAUUCUAGUUCAGCGAAUUUAUAAACAAUUAGAGACAGAAUCAGUCAUCGACAUACAUCCUUUCGUUCCUACAUUCACAUUGGACAUUGCCGGAGCGACAUCUUUUGGGUAUGACUUUGGAAGUCAGGAAGGCCGAAACCACGAUUUUCUCAAAGCAGUUGAAAAUUUCACGAAAACUCUUUGGAUUCGAAAUUUUUCAGUCUGGCAAAGGUCCUACACUCUAUUCAAAUUGUUCUCCAGUAAAUACGCUGCUUUCAAGAAAGAUUUAGAUAUUAUAAUUGGGUUGUCCUAUCGGGUGAUUGACAACAAACGGGAAUAUUACGAAAAACAUGGGAAAGUACAGGGGAUUGACAGCAAUGAAAAUAGUUAUAAGAAAAAGGUGGCUCUCAUAGAUGCUCUGUUGCAGUUGCCCGGCUUGUCGGACAGGGAUAUCCAGGAAGAAGUGAAUACGUUUUUGUUUGGGGGAAACGAUACCUUGGCAACAGCACUGAGUUUCAACUUGUAUGAACUUUCCAAACAUCCUGAAAUUCAAGCCAAAUUGUACGAAGAAGUGAGUCAUUAUUCAGAAAUAGAUCCUGAAAUGUCUUUGGAUACUUUGCAAGCAAUGCCUUAUUUGCAUAAGGUGAUCAAGGAAACACUGAGACUGCGUACAACAGUUCCGAUCGUCGAAAGGUUAUUAGAAGAAGACGCUGUGAUUGGGGGACUCAAAUUACCAAAGGGAACAGUGAUUUCAAUGGCGGUAUACUGGCUCCACCAUAACAGCGAAUACUAUCCAAAUCCAGAAAAAUUCGACCCUGAAAGGUUCGAUCCUGAAAAUGAUAAAAAACGUCCCACCUACUCAUUCCUGGCAUUCAGUGCUGGACCAAAAAAUUGUAUAGGUCAAAGAUAUGCCAUGCUGGUAUUGAAGAACACCAUUUCUAGGAUUAUCAAAGAGUUUGAGCUUUUGCCAGUACCCGAUCACAAACUGGAAUUAGGAAUGGCUCUAGUUUUGAAAUCAAAAUAUGGAUUGCCAAUAAGAUUCAAACCUAGGCCGAAAAUUGAAAAGGACUACUGCCUUAUGAGAAAACAUUCUGAAAAACAAAUAAAUGUGUAGAGAUGUAUUCUUGAACGAUAGCAUUGAAAAUUGUAUUAUGAAUUAUAUUGCCAAUUAAGGUGUUA
Messenger RNA from Leptinotarsa decemlineata (Colorado potato beetle), 1635 nucleotides. RefSeq names its product cytochrome P450 4d2. NCBI's taxonomy places the organism in Eukaryota, Metazoa, Arthropoda, Insecta, Coleoptera, Chrysomelidae. The record is from RefSeq and is a predicted model, not a curated record. Gene Ontology annotation, molecular function: monooxygenase activity; iron ion binding; oxidoreductase activity, acting on paired donors, with incorporation or reduction of molecular oxygen.